Messenger RNA from Boleophthalmus pectinirostris (great blue-spotted mudskipper), 2255 nucleotides. RefSeq names its product nephronophthisis 1 (gene nphp1). NCBI's taxonomy places the organism in Eukaryota, Metazoa, Chordata, Actinopteri, Gobiiformes, Gobiidae. Gene Ontology annotation, molecular function: protein binding. Gene Ontology annotation, cellular component: cilium; cytoplasm. The record is from RefSeq and is a predicted model, not a curated record. Gene Ontology annotation, biological process: protein localization involved in establishment of planar polarity. The transcript has 21 exons. The coding region runs from base 71 to 2236 and encodes 721 amino acids.
AGUGGAAGCUGGUGGAGCUAGCUGCUAAACGAGCUGCUAAUUGAUGGACUGGGCUUUUUGAGACAAACAAAUGGCACCAAAAAGAAGGGGACAUUUGCAGCGUAUUCACAAAGAUGCGGAGACAUUUAAAAAGAAGGUGGAUUUUCUAGCGACUGAUGUGCACAAAAGGAGUGAAUCCACAUCAGAUUUAAUACAGAGGUGCCAAAAACUGCAAAUCGAUGGAAAAAAGACCUUAAAAGCACUUAAUGGUCUGACAAAGGCUGAUGAACCAGCCCCUGUUGGGAACUAUGAGCAGAGGAAACAAGAGGAAGUGACAAAACUGCAGAACAUACUGAAGCAUUUGGAGACAUUGUUUUUGGAGCUGUCACCACCAGGACCCAGCUCUACUAAAGAUGAAAUAACAACUGAGGAUGGAGAGAAAGAGGAGGAUGAGGCCGAUGACAGUAAUGGUGUCAGUAAUGAGGAUGAUGAUGAUGAUAAUAAUGAUGAUGAUGAUGAUGAUGAUGAUGAAGAGACCGAGCAUGUGAGCCCCCUUCAGUCAGGCUUCGGGAGUUACACUGUCCUCUGUGACUUCAGUGGAGAACAAGAAGGAGAUCUAACUGUAAAGAAAGGAGAGGUUUUGACCAUCAUCAGAAAAACAGCUGAUGGAUGGUGGCUUGCCCAAAAUGCUGGAGGAAAUAGAGGAUUAGUCCCAAAAAACUAUUUAAAAUUUGGUGUUGGUGUGAGUGAAGAGGAAGAGAGUGAUGAAGACAAUGAUGAAGAUGGCAGUGAUGAAAUGGAGGAUAUCCCAGAAAAAUCUGAUGAAGAAAAAUAUGGAGAUGCCGAGAACAGACAGAGCACUCCUCAUUCCAACUGGUCUACAGUGAGAAAAGCCCUUACAGAGAUUGAUGCAACAGAUGUCCUUUCUGCCAUGGGUGCAAUACCUUCAGGAUUCAGACCAUCAACUUUAAACAAAUUGCACACAGAGGAAGGGAUAAAAUACAAAGGAAGUCAUUACCUCCAGCCUGAACUUAGCCAAUCACAACUCUCCUUUAAAGACCUCUUCUUUGACCCAGACUCAGGCAGAGUCCGCCCUCGACAAGUUAAAGUGAAUGUUUGUUUCACUCUGUGGAGCUGUAAGCAGAUUCCUACGCCUGGGGUGGGAGUCCAGGUCCUCAGCAGACACAUCCACCUCUGUGCCUUUGACGGAAAUCAGGUGUUAAGUAACAUCAACACAGUCAGAGUGACGUACAACCCCAAGAGCCCAAAGACCUGGACCUUCUCACCAAGGAUGAGUGGUAUAUUACCCACUCUGCUUGAUGGAGAUUGUUUUCUACGUUGCAACUCAUCAUCUCCAGACUUGGGCAUCCUCUUUGAACUGGGAGUCACUUUCAUUAGAAAUUCAACUGGUGAAAGAGGAGACCUAAGUUGUGGCUGGGCCUUCCUCAAGCUGACAGAUGAUAGUGGAAACCUGCUUCCCAAUAGGACCUAUGAGUUGCCAGUUAACGGUGGAACACCUUAUGAAAAAGAUGUGGCAGUGGAAGCUUCAGCCACCAGAGGAUCCCCAACCAGUGUGUUCCAGCAGAUGCUCCAGUCCAGACGGCAGCCCAAACUCAUUAUUAAACUGAAAUCUCCCGAUAGCCGCACCAGGGCACUGCUGAGCCUGCUCCCAGACACUCUGCUUCACAGUCUGAGCUGUGUCCGUGUCCUGACUCUGCACCGACAGCUGCUGUGUGACACUCUGCUGAUGGACAGGCCCACUAUGCAGAGCGCAGAUCUGAUCUGCAGUCCAGUUCUUGCCACAUUUCCUCUGCUUUUGGAUCAACCGGACCUGCUGGAUGCUCUCAGGAGUGCCUGGACAGAUGUUGACGCCAGCAUGAGCAGAUCACAGAGGAGAAACCUGUCCCACGUGAAGCAGGAGUUUUACAGAGUGUACAUGUCUUCUGUCUACUUCCUCCUUCACAGCCCUGCGUUACCGAGCUAUCACUGGGCUGACCCCUCCACAGAGGAGCAGAGAGCGCGCAUCAUCUACACCACACUGGACUCACUCAAACACAAACAACUAAAUAGUGAGACACUAGGGGGCGCUGAAGUCUACCUCACCUCAGACCAUGAGCACCUGGCCUUUGAUAUCUCAGAGUGUACCUUUGACCUCCUCAGUGUGGCCAGACAGAGGUCGUUCCGGAGACAGGUUUUUACAUCCUUCUUUGAUGUCCGGAAGAAAACACACAGAGUUGUGGUCCAGAAAGCUCUUUAACAUCCCUCCUAAACUGCCU